UCAUAGCCUGUACAACAUGGCUGUAUCAAGGAGCGUGCGGCUGGACAUUAACAGUCCGAGUGAAGAACCCGUUACGUUGAUGGACAAAUUACGUCAGCAUUACGAACUAAAGAAGCGAGACGGACAAAGAUCCCGCUAUAUGAUGUAUGUGUUCUGGGGUCUGUGGACAUUCCAAGCACCCACGCAGUGGUACAUAGCUCGCCAGUAUCUUUUUCCUUACCUCCUUCAUGAUUUCACAGACCAGACACAGCACUUCAUGGAAUCCCUUUAUCUCUUUUGUAUUGUAGAAGCUCUUCUUAACCUGUUCUGUAGCUCCAUUUUUAAUUCAAUUUACGUGAAAACAAGAGACACUACUGGGGAUCACAGCAGCAGAGACCCCGGUAAGAGUUCUGAGCCGGUUCUACACCUGAACGGGCACCUGCCGGAUGAUGGGGGACUCCCGUGGCGAUACUGUGAUAAAUGUGAUAUAAUGAUCCCGCCACGAGCUCACCACUGUAAAAUCUGUAAUGUGUGUAUACUGAAGAGGGACCAUCAUUGUUUUGUAUUAGGGAAAUGUAUAGGCCAUUACAACCAGCGAUAUUUUGUGGUAUUAACGUUUUACGCCACUAUCGUAGGGCUGGGAGGUGUGAUACUGACCAUCUCCUAUCUCCGUCUGUUCUACUGGCCGGACGCAGUGUGGACGGACUUCCUAUUCCCGAUCACUAUAUUUAGAGGACUAUUUGGGACAAUGGAGUCCCACAUUGCUAUAAUGAUCAUCCAUAUUUACACAGAGACUGCCAUUGGAAUAUUGGGCAUCAUCUUUUUCCCAAGCCAGAUUGUUUCUAUCUUCAAAGGUGUGACUCUCUUUGAAAUGAUGAAAGGUGUUUCAGUCCUGAACACUAAUUCCGUUAAUGCUAAUUUUGUGUCAGUGUUUGGUAAUUUUUGGGCCCUUAACUUUAUAUUUCCUAUGACAUUUAUUUAUCGUCAGAAAGAUGGAACUAGCUGGAAAGGAGUCAAAUUCAACUAUAACUUUAAACAAAGGACAUGAUUCAGUGCCAUUA
Molecule: messenger RNA, 1040 nt
Organism: Saccostrea cuccullata (small rock oyster)
Lineage: Eukaryota; Metazoa; Mollusca; Bivalvia; Ostreida; Ostreidae
Product: probable palmitoyltransferase ZDHHC24
Exons: 1
Coding region: 17-1027 (336 amino acids)
Biological process (GO): peptidyl-L-cysteine S-palmitoylation; protein targeting to membrane
Cellular component (GO): Golgi apparatus; endoplasmic reticulum
Molecular function (GO): protein-cysteine S-palmitoyltransferase activity
Source: RefSeq, a predicted model, not a curated record